AUGCCAACUACUCAAAAUUAUGAUGCUGAAACAUUGGCCGACUUGAUAAUUAAGGAAUUAACCAAUCUUUGCAUUGACCCAAAGCAUAUGUUGUCACAAUGCUUUGAUGAUGCUUCUGUGAUGUCUAGCAAAAUAGAUGGCAUUCAAAGAAAGAUUCAGAAUCGACUUGAGAAAUAUAUUCCUUAUGUUCAUUGUCUUAAUCAUCAGUUGCAUCUUGUUAUAGUUAACACAAUAAAGCGGAUUCCGGAGUUAGCUACAUUCUUCGACACUGUUAAUAUUCUUCAUAAUUUUAUUAAACGGCCAAAGAUAGCUAGUCUCUGCAAAGGAUUGAAGUUGCCAUGUCCUAUGGAGCAUAUGUGGUCGGGUCAUUUCACUACCAAUGUUUCUGUAAUAGAAGAUCACUCCAAAAUUCUUGGUUUGCUAACUGAAUGCACAGAUCCGUCAGAAUCAAAAAUGUGUGUAGAGGAAACUGGAAUUUUACAUCAAGUUCAUUCCCCAAGGUUUGUUUUUCUAGCCCUUGUUCUUAGCAAAUUUCUACUUAUAAUUAGACCAGUAGACAAACAGCUACAGAGUCACAAAUGUGAUAUAUACCAUGGCCUUGGGCUUCUUAAGAUUGCCAAGAGUGAAAUAACCAAACUGAGAAACAAAUGA
Octopus sinensis (East Asian common octopus) is the source of this 651-nucleotide messenger RNA. RefSeq lists its product as uncharacterized. The transcript has a single exon. The record is from RefSeq and is a predicted model, not a curated record. Lineage: Eukaryota; Metazoa; Mollusca; Cephalopoda; Octopoda; Octopodidae. Bases 1 to 651 code for a protein of 216 amino acids.